AGCGCUGUGGGCAGUUGUCCGUGAAUUCACCACAGUAAAAGUGUUAUGAAAUCCUUUUAUUGGGAUAAAUCUUGUCCAGAGCUGCAGCCGUAUUACACGUGGUUACUAUUCAUCUUUGUGUCCCUGCAUAUGGUAUUUCUAAGAUUGCUAUUUUAAUAAACAGUCUGUUAAAGAGGCCAGGAAUGUUUUAUUUUGACAUUGUUGAGGAGAAACGUCGUAUUUUGCUCUGUGACUCUUGACACUUAGUUAAUCGGCUCCUGCACCGGCUCUUGUCCCAGCCGUUCUUUAUCCCCUGAUCUAUUUUCUGGCUGUGAAUCAGCGGAGGAUUUUUGCGCAGUCUUUUACGCGACUCGGACAUGACAGUACGCACGGUAAUGGAUCCUCUGGGCUCGGAACAUUGACUGUCGUGAGCUCAUCACAGCUUCCAGGCCCGGUUCCAACAUCUCGAUUUUUUUUUUUCUUAAACGGUGAUGAGGAUGGUCCGGUAAGGUGUAGUUUCGGAUUUUCUUCUUCUUUUUUUUUUCAACAGUGUGGAGAAGAAAGUCACUGGUAUGAUGAAGAUUUGGAGCACCGAACAUGUUUUCAGUUACCCUUGGGAAACCGUGAUCAAGGCUGCCAUGAGGAAGUACCCCAACCCCAUGAACCCCAAUGUGGUUGGGGUGGAUGUUCUGGAUCGCAGUCUGGAUGCAGAAGGACGUCUCCACAGCCACAGGCUCCUCAGCACGGAGUGGGGGCUACCGGGUAUCGUACGAGCGAUACUGGGAACCAACCAGACACAGACGUACGUGAAGGAACAUUCUAUAGUCGACCCAGAUGUGAAGAAGAUGGAGUUGUGCUCAACAAAUAUUACUCUCACCAACCUGAUAUCAGUGGAUGAGAGACUUGUUUAUACACCGCACCCAGAAAACCCAGAGGUUACUGUCCUGACACAGGAAGCCAUCAUUACAGUGAAGGGAGUCAGUCUGAGCAGCUACUUGGAGGGGAUGAUGGUCAGGAGUAUGUCUGCUAAUGCUCGGAAGGGCUGGGAUGCUAUUGAAUGGAUAAUUCAGAACUCUGAAAGGGAGAACGUACCGCUCUGCGACAUUUACUAACACUGGAUUCCGGAUCCACUGACGGCGGAUUUCCUCAGCUACUCCUCGUACCUGAAGGGGGGGGGGGU
This is a messenger RNA of Fundulus heteroclitus (mummichog), 1159 nucleotides long. It is a transcript of the gene prelid3a, whose product is annotated as PRELI domain containing 3A. Gene Ontology annotation, biological process: phospholipid transport. The record is from RefSeq and is a predicted model, not a curated record. Bases 552 to 1091 code for a protein of 179 amino acids. Lineage: Eukaryota; Metazoa; Chordata; Actinopteri; Cyprinodontiformes; Fundulidae. The transcript has 7 exons. Gene Ontology annotation, molecular function: phosphatidic acid transfer activity. Gene Ontology annotation, cellular component: mitochondrial intermembrane space.